Molecule: messenger RNA, 831 nt
Organism: Tarenaya hassleriana
Lineage: Eukaryota; Viridiplantae; Streptophyta; Magnoliopsida; Brassicales; Cleomaceae
Product: RNA polymerase II transcriptional coactivator KELP
Exons: 3
Coding region: 77-571 (164 amino acids)
Biological process (GO): positive regulation of transcription initiation by RNA polymerase II
Molecular function (GO): transcription coactivator activity; DNA binding
Source: RefSeq, a predicted model, not a curated record
UGCUUGGCAGACGCACGCCAUUCGAGGACGAAAAACACUUGGAGAAAAAAAAUCCAAAAUCGGAAUCGGAACCCUAAUGGAGCAAGAGAUGAAGGAGAAGAUCGAGAGAACAGUGCGAGAGAUACUUGAGGAAUCGGACAUGGCUGAGAUGACGGAGUCCAUGGUCCGUAAACUCGCGUCGGAGAAGCUCGGCGUCGACCUGUCGGAGAAAUCGUAUAAGGCGCAUGUUCGGCUCGUAGUGAAUUUGUUCCUCGACGAGCAAAGGACGAAGGAAGCUGCGCAAGCGGAGGAGGAGGAGGAAGGAGAGGAGGACGCUAGAGGUGCUCCCAAGGAUAAGGAGUUGGACGAUGAGGGCAAUCUCAUCAUUUGUCGGUUGUCAGAUAAGAGAAGGGUGACAAUUCAAGAGUUCCGAGGGAGAACACUUGUUUCGAUCAGGGAGUAUUACCAGAAAGAUGGCAAAGAACUUCCCACUUCUAAAGGAAUAAGCUUGACGGGGGAUCAAUGGUCGGCAUUCGAGGAAAACAUCCCAGCCAUCGAGAAAGCUAUCAAGAAGAUGGAAUCUCGAGUUUGAGAUCUUCGCAUUAUUGCUAAAGCCGUUCAAAUCCGCUUUCCAGAACCUGUAAGUUUCUAUUUUGUAGUGUGUGAAUGAAACCCGCAUGCGUAUUUCGGUGGUAGUCGAGGUGACACUGUAUGUGUGUGUACAAUAUCACUUUUUUUUCUCACAAUGAAAUGUCAAAAUAAGAAAGAUCCUAAGCUGUGAUGACUAGAGGAGUUGAAGUUCUUUUGCUGUUGGAUACUUUGUUCGUUAAUUGGUUAUAAUUUUAGGGUUGA